Molecule: messenger RNA, 1619 nt
Organism: Mytilinidion resinicola
Lineage: Eukaryota; Fungi; Ascomycota; Dothideomycetes; Mytilinidiales; Mytilinidiaceae
Exons: 1
Coding region: 159-1124 (321 amino acids)
Source: RefSeq, a predicted model, not a curated record
UUCGUCUGUUCUGUUCAACUUUUCUUCAUUCUCUUAUCCUUACUCACAGUUCGAGACAACACGCUUCAUAGACCUACACUCUCUUCUCUAUCACGUUAUUGUCAAUCAGCCUUUAUCUAGGAAUAAUACAGGCGCCCAAGGGGCUUCCAACUUCCGAGAUGCCCGUCCGUAAAUCAAAAACAAUAAUUACGCUCACAAGCACCGCGCCUCAACGUACAGGCGCGUUCGCUGCUAACUUCGUUCCGCCUCCUUACAUCCCCAACUCUAGCCUACCAACCCCUCGCGCACCGGUCACCCGCGACACCUAUGCCAGUCCUUCUCUGAAUUGCGACCUUGAAUACUUCCAUGCCAUCGCGGCGGGGGAGUAUGCCGGACCUAUACCAGUAGAGGAUCCUAUGCUAGUACUGAACCUCUUCCGCGCAACCCUCACGCACAUCCAGCCUAUCGCCGAACGCCUAACCCUAGGACCGGCGCAAGGUGCACCGUACUACGCUCUCAACACCAACCCCAGCACGACCUCGACCGACGAGUUCAAUACACUAGUCGUAACACGCCGGCAUCCCGUGACAGCUGUCUACAGCCCGGCCUGCACCGCAGACAUCCAGCCAAAGUUGGACCUCGACGUGCCCGGUGUGCGCUGCGUCGCAAUUCUUCAUAGUAAGGGUGAGCAAUACUCGCUUAGCUACGGUGAUCGAAGCUCGAUUGGCGAUAUUGGAGACUGCUACGGCCUCUACUACCGCCGCCCAAACAUUAGCGACGGCUCUACGACCGAGAUACCCCUCGCCUUUCUAUACACGGCCGAGUCGUGGCGCACGCUCGAGGAGCUCGCGGAUCAGCGUGGCAUCAUCUACGCCAAACGGCCAGCGUGGGGCCUCGACCCUAGCGGACGUCCAACGGGCGAACAGGCGGAUCCGCGGACGGUGGAGGCGAAGCUCGCGUACCUAGACUUCCAGCAGGUGGUUCCACAAUUUGUGAGCGUUGAUCGCGACGCUCAUGCCUUCAUGGACGCAUUAGCGGCUAGUUUCUUCGUGGUGCUUACGGUGGAGACGAGGAGGGAGCGGUGGAGGCAGGAGAUGGGGAGUCUGCCGGCGUAUGAGCCGAGACGGGAUGCCGUGGGCAAGUAGAUAGACUGAGGUCAUGGGGACGAGAAUUAUCACUACCGGCGCUUGAGUCUGUACAUCCUCAUUUACUACAGCCGCUACGGACUCUUGCAAAAAUCUGGACCGGAUGUGAAGCUUGAUAUUGAGGGAUCUGAGCUAGUAAAAAGAAGCUAGAAAAGGAUCUUCAUCGCCUAGCUAUUGGAGGUGCUCCUAACAACAGCAACAAUCUGCCAAGCAUGGUACGAUAAAUCGUAUGCCCAGAUCUAGACUAACGAGUAGUGCUGCGCUAGCGCUAGACAUGCGACUUCUGCUCGGAAAGAUGCCUGAAUGGACGUUAGGCACCUAUUGGGUUUUGGCAUCUAUUGAGUGUCUGUCUCUAUUGAUUUGCCGGAUAGUUGGGUACAAGCUAACGUCUGGGCACUUUCGGACGUCAUAUUUUCAUCGGUAGUUGUCUAGCUUCGGAUGGUCGGGAGGCAGAGUUUCAUCACGUGACGUAGUCGCAUGAGUCGCUCAAGCUUU